Messenger RNA from Cervus elaphus (red deer), 10874 nucleotides. RefSeq lists its product as uncharacterized. The transcript is spliced from 2 exons. The record is from RefSeq and is a predicted model, not a curated record. The coding region runs from base 7567 to 8499 and encodes 310 amino acids. Lineage: Eukaryota; Metazoa; Chordata; Mammalia; Artiodactyla; Cervidae.
GCAGCCCCACAUUGCGGUUCUUGCAGCGCCUGGGUGACACCAGCUAGCGUGCCUUCACCGCUAACCAGCCAGUCACCUUUAACCUCUCCCCAGUUUAAUUAUUAUUACAGCUAAUGACCUUUUCACCCACAGAAUAAAGCCACGCACACUCCGGUGGUGUCUUUCUGCGCUCUCCCCCUCCUCAGUAUCCUUCCAACCCACACCAGACAAUGGGAUACUAUUUAAUAACUAGGGUCCUGUUUGAUUCAAGUGAUUCUGAAAAAAAUAAAUCAUCAUUUCUGCCCUAGAACCCGAGUCCCCUCCCACACCUGUGACUGACCCCACACGGUAACAGAACAGGGUCACAGAAGGUGGCAUCUUUCUUCUGGGCGCUUUUCUGGUGUCCGCCCGCCCCCAGGGCCAGCCCAUUCGCCUGGCGGUCAGCUUGACCGUCCCGGGAGCUGCCACCCAGGAGCUGAUCGCAGAGGAAGCCCCGGGUCCCUCCGUGGCUCCAGCCAGGGUGUGUGCUCGGCUCUGAGAAGCCAGGCAGCAUGGCGUGAAACCAGGGCGGUUACGCAGUGCCCCUGUGGAUCCCGGCCCCUUGUUUAUCGCGCAAGAUCCACUCUGAAAAUGGCUUCUCCAGUUGAGCCGUAGCGGUUAGCACCUCAGCCUUGAACUUAACUACUUGAAUUCCGUUCCCACGAUGAUUUUAGAGAGAUAAUUCAGUGGGUACAUGUGAUAGUUCUAGAACAGGACAAACGCAGUUCACCGCCAGCUCGAAUGUGGAAAAACGCGGCAGUUGCCGGCCAGCCAGGGUUGGGGUGCUUCAGGGUCGGGGAGCUCCAGGGGAACCUCAGGCACCCAGCCUGGUGGAGCCCUCCUUCCCCCGUGGGCUGCCCACCACCCCCGCCGCCUAUCAGGAGCGUCCAUGCUGGGACUGCGCAGGACCCCUGACCGCACUGCUCGUGAGCCGGCUCCUGGCCAAGGGAAAAAAGUCACUUUCCUCUCAGCUUCUUAAUGUGUGAAACGCCUGGAGACGAAUUGUUCUCUGGGGUGAAUUUCUGUUUUGCAAAGUCGGCUGAGUUCGAAAAUAGAAGCAUUUGCCUACCUUAGCCCACGCCCACCCUCCUGCACCCAGAAUCGCGUGGUGGGUUGAGUGGGAGUUGAGUGACACUGUCACCUGUUGUGUAGCGGGGUGUAAGUGCCCAGACUCGGGGGGCCUGGAGCAGAGGAGUCGGGGCUCAGCCUGCCGGGGUCUGGGGGGCGGUUAUAGCAAGGCCUUGAGGUGGGGUGCAAGAGCCUGGACUCCCCAGUCUGGCGUCUGUGUGUAGGUGUGAACAGACAGCAGCUACCACCCUGCCCCCGGCGCCCCCCUCGCCCAGGGCGGAGGCCCCGAGUACCUCCCCCAGCCCCUUGGCUCCUCCACCUACAGCAAGGUGAGGGGGGCCCAGGGAGACGUUCCCCGCGAGGUGCUGGCUUUUCUGACGGGGUGAGUGUCGCCCCCCAUCUCUUCACUCCUUGCAUUCAAAGCACUGAGUCAACCCCGCCGCCACUGUCAGCUGAAAGCGGCACACGUGUGUGUGAGUGGGUGGUGGGGCCGGUCCCCCUCCUCCAGGCGCUCUCGGUGCUUUUCGUGCUGCCCCCACGCCGGGGGCCCCCGGUGGGCUCUGCACCCGCCUCUGGCGCACACGAGCGCUGUCUCACCUCUCCAGACCCACCGCGCGGCACCCUGGGGAGUCUUCAGUGUGGGCACGGUGCCUCCCUGCCCGUGCCGAGGUGGCGUCCUGGCUGCACGGGCGCCGCUCCGGAGGGAGGAACCAAGGCUGGGCCGCCGCGGCCCCAGGGCUCCCCCCGCCUGGCUGUAGCUAGCAUCUCCCUGUCCCCCCCCCCGGGCACCCCACAAGGCCCCUCACGGGGAUGUGUAAGGCCAGCACACGGCUGAUUCAGCAGAGUGUUGCAGGCGCAAAUCAAAAAACAAAUAUAAUUUUUAAAAAAAGCAGAACUGUGAGACCUGCCAGGCUGUAUUGUUUUUGUUGUGAAGGCUGAUUUAUGAUUUGUAAAUUCAUUGAUAAGUCACGUACCCCCUCCCGGUGUUUGCUACAGAACCAAAGUGGCCCUUGUCAGAUUUCUUACGAAUGUCUUUGGAGUCUUCUGUGGAAACCCCUUAAAAAGUGUGUUUUUCAGUCCUAAGGGUAUCUGUCCUUUGAGGACCCCAGAAGUGUGGUGACAUUUUCCCCUUCUCACCUUCUUCCUCUGACGGGGCAGUGACCCCACAGCCCCUGGGCUCACUACCUCUGACCAUCCCAGGUACCUUGCAGAGGGUGAAACAAGCUCAUCAGUUGUGGGGGUGCCUGGUGGAUGAUAGUAAAUAUUUGUUCAGCUUUUCUCAACUGUUCAGAACCAAACCUCAUCCUGCUCCCUUCAAUGCAUUCAGCAAAUUUGUCUUAAAAUUCAGUAAAUAUUUUUAGUGGAAAAUCUCAACGUUGUGAUGGUGGGGACCUCAGAUUUUAUCUUGCCGGGGCUCUGCUGCUUGGCACGGCUUUGAUCUGUGGGGUUUGCCUUCUCCUCGCGUGAGCCUGAGCCAGAGUGAGUGGGGCCAGAGUCUGCAGGGCUCCUGGCUGGCAAGCCGCUCGCGUGGCCCUGUGGGUCGCGUCCCACCAGAGGGGGCCUGGUGUUUCUCAUGUGUGUUGGUGAAAAGCGACCUUUCUCAGUAAAUAAAAAGUUUCUGAGUGGUGCUGGAUGUGUAAGGUGACGCUUUGGACAGCCUGCUUUCUCUCUCCCCCAGUUCAGCUUCUUUGCCGGGUUCAGGGCGCAGAAAGGGGGCAGCCAAGGUGACAAGGAGGGCACCUCCGCAGCCUUAGCUCUCCCAUAGUACGACUUUCAGAAGUCUGGCGGUUGUGUGGGUGUGCUGCGUUAUGUAGGACGAGAGGCAGUUGUGUGUGUGUCCUGUGCUGUGUGGGAUGAAUGACAGUUGUGGGUGUCCCGUGUUGUGUGGGAUGAGUGACAGUUGUGUGUGUGUCCCGUGCUGUGUGGGAUGAGUGACAGUUGUGGGUGUCCUGUGCUGUGUGGGAUGAGUGACAGUUGUGUGUGUGUCCCGUGCUGUGUGGGAUGAGUGACAGUUGUGUGUGUGUCCCGUGCUGUGUGGGAUGAGUGACAGUUGUGUGUGUGUCCUGUGCUGUGUGGGACGAGUGACAGUUGUGUGGGAUGAGUGACAGUUGUGGGUGUCCCGUGCUGUGUGGGAUGAGUGACAGUUGUGUGUGUGUCCCGUGCUGUGUGGGAUGAGUGACAGUUGUGGGUGUCCCGUGCUGUGUGGGAUGAGUGACAGUUGUAUGUGUGUCCCGUGCUGUGUGGGAUGAGUGACAGUUGUGUGUGUCCCGUGUUGUGUGGGAUGAGUGACAGUUGUGGGUGUCCCGUGCUGUGUGGGAUGAGUGACAGUUGUGUGUGUCCCGUGUUGUGUGGGAUGAGUGACAGUUGUGUGGGAUGAGUGACAGUUGUGUGUGUGUCCUGUGCUGUGCGGGACGAGUGACAGUUGUGUGGGAUGAGUGACAGUUGUGGGUGUCCCGUGCUGUGUGGGAUGAGUGACAGUUGUGGGUGUCCCGUGUUGUGUGGGAUGAGUGACAGUUGUGGGUGUCCCGUGCUGUGUGGGAUGAGUGACAGUUGUGUGUGUGUCCCGUGCUGUGUGGGAUGAGUGACAGUUGUGUGUGUCCCGUGCUGUGUGGGAUGAGUGACAGUUGUGUGUGUGUCCCGUGCUGUGUGGGAUGAGUGACAGUUGUGGGUGUCCCGUGCUGUGUGGGAUGAGUGACAGUUGUGUGUGUCCCGUGUUGUGUGGGAUGAGUGACAGUUUUGUGUGUGUCCCGUGCUGUGUGGGAUGAGUGACAGUUGUGUGUGUGUCCUGUGCUGUGUGGGAUGAGUGACAGUUGUGGGUGUCCCGUGCUGUGUGGGAUGAGUGACAGUUGUGUGUGUCCCGUCCUGUGUGGGAUGAGUGACAGUUGUAUGUGUGUCCCGUGCUGUGUGGGAUGAGUGACAGUUGUGUGUGUGUCCCGUGCUGUGUGGGAUGAGUGACAGUUGUGUGUGUCCCGUGUUGUGUGGGAUGAGUGACAGUUGUGUGUGUCCUGUGUUGCCACAAAUGGCAGCUUGGGAACGUCCUGUGUUGUGGAGAGUAAUAGCUCAGGUGGGGCAGCUGUCCUGACCACAGACCUUUGUUUUUUAUUUUUGUGUUUGGUUGUUUUUGUAUUUAUCUCUCAUCUACAGAGCUGCACUUUCCAACUGCAGCCCUGAAUCUUAUAAAUAGAACCCAGCCGCUAUCUGGUCGGGAUGAAAACACACAUUCUGGCUCACGUCUAUUUUUGAUUAUGUUCUAUUCAUCUGAUUUAUAAGACCCCGCCCCCACUAGUCACCCAAACCUGUUAAACUCUCCUUCAGGGUAAAAGUUUUCAAGCAGAAGAGCCUGCCUUCCUUCAGUGUUCACAUUUCUGAGUCGUGGAGGGGUUUGUAUCCCAUCAUUUUCUCCCCUCCCUGCCGACUCUCCGAGCGGAGACCUUCCCAGAGAAGCUAGGAGGGAGAGGUCGGGGCGGGGCUUCACGACCCCCAGCGCCCCCCGGCCUGCCGCUCCCCGAUCCUGGGUGCUGGGGGCCCUCUUGGUCUCGGAAAGUUCAGAAGCAGGAGAAUUAAAGACACUGCUGCCAGGGUGGGGCCGGCCACCAGGGUUUUUUUUUAACAGCACACACCGUGGUAAACCAUCAGGUUCAUAUUGUUUUUGCUCAAGGCUGUCCUGUGUGCGGUUUCGGUGCACCGCUAGGGUAGCUGCUGAAACUGCUGCGGUUUCAAAUAAGCCCUAUUCUGUCCUGUCUUCAACCUUGGUUCCCCCACCCUGGUAAUGAAGCCUCCUCUGAGUGCUGGGGAGUCACUGGGGGGCUCAGCAGCAGCUUCCAGCCCCGGGCUGGGGGAGGGUCUUUAUCUGAUUGUCUGCAGUCACAUCCUCCUGUCCACUCAGGCCUCCCUGCCCUGGGCAGAGGUCUAGGAAUGACAGCCCAGGUGUCAUCCUGGUUAUUAGUUUUAUACCAAAAUUUAAGGGGGGAAAAAAAAAAAGAUUGGUGUUCUCUUCUCUGAAACACGCCCCAGACAAGCCUCUUUCCUUCACUCUUGGUGCCCGGAGCCACAGAAAGGCGUAAAAGUGGGCAGCAGUUCUGCCCAGGGGCAUGGAGGCAGACUGAGUUACCCUGUCACGUUUAAUAUGAGCACCACUUCAGAAAAAAACAAUUAAGGACUUAGCAGAAGUGGUUACAUAAAAGCAGGAACCAGCCCCAGAAUGUAUGAAAAGUGUAGCUGCUAAAAAUAAACGGGGGCUCAGAGUGGGAAGUGUUGUGGACCAAGGGCAGUCAGGGCAAGGGUGUCUUUUGUGAAAGGCUUCUCUGCUCGGGAGCGUCGUGUCAGGCCGAAGCUGGGAGGCCACCAGUUUUGCACGUGUCAGGUCCGAUAAUUCAGCCUCGAUGCCCGAGCACAAAAACAGAUAACCGAGAAAAAACCGUUUCCCCCCCGCCACCACCACUCCAAAACAGGAGCAGUUGAUGUGCCCUGGUUUCGUAUUAACACAGUCAUGAUUUCUAAAUAACAACGGUUUCGGCAGCCGAGCAAAACCAGGCCCCGGGCCGUUCUUGGGUGUGAGUGCCUUCUUUCAAGAUCUCCCCGAUCAUCUCCGUGCUUGUUAGAAACCUCAGCCUGACAUUCUUGCCGGCUGGAUUCUUAACUGCCCCCCACCCCCAGCCCCUGGCCCCAAAGUGAUAAAAAAAAAAAAAUACCCUAAAUCAAGGGAGGAAGCUCUUCUUAAUUUAAAAAAAAAAAAGCGGCACAGACGUGGGUGAUGGUGUAUUUGAACAUGUGCACUGCUGUGGUCACUCUCAGGGCCUGGCUGGGGUCAACUGACCCCGUUAGGCAUGCUCGGACAUUUGCCGUGCUGGACGGUACGGGGGGUCUGCCUGGUGGAGGUACCUGUGGGAGGGAGACCGCGGUGGCCGGGCUGCAGGGACCGUGCCCGCCGAGGCCAGCGUGCCCGUGCCUUAGAAGGCCAUCCCCCUGGGCACCCUGGCAGAGGCGCAUGCACUGGCUCGGUUGGCAGGUGAGGCCCCAUCCCUCGGGGCCCGGGGAAGGCUGCAGGUGUCCCAGGGGCCCCCGGCACAGGGUUCGCUCAGGAUCCUGUCUGUAUUCACAAUCAGCCUUUGAUGACGCCACCCCUUGGGGUUUGGAAAGCGAGGCAAGGUCUGCGUCAGGGUGUAUCCUGUCGGGGGGGCUCUUCUCUAGGGGGGCACGCCUGGGCUGUGGCACUGCUCCACCGUGGCAGGGGGAGGUCCCAUGGAGGGUUUGAGGGAGCCUGACAGGUGGGGGCCAGUGCAGGGAAUUCGGCAGUUCAAGUGGAGGCCACCCCUCCACAGGGGCUGCACACACCCACCCAGCCACACUGCGCGGGGGGCAUCUGAGCAACUCUGCAGGCAGGGUUCUCAGUUUCCUUGCGGAGCUCAUGGCGGGGUGGAGCUGUCCUGACCUCUGGGUAUUGGAGCUACGCCAGCCUGGCGUUGGCAGACUAGUAAAAGGUGAUUUACAAAAGCAGACAGCCCCCUCAGGGGCCAACCCCAGCUCUGGCGGCGAUGGCGCGCGGAUGCUCUUUUACCCCGCCCAAGUAUCCUAGGGCCACCAUACCGCAGCUGAGACGGCUGAAAUGGACCAUCCACAGCUGUGGAGGCUGGGGAGUCUGAGAUCAAGGUGUGGUCCGGGCUGGUUUCUCCUGAGGCUGCUCUGGUUGGCUUGUAGACGGCGCCCACCCCCGUGCCUUCCCACGGUCUCCCCUCUGUGAAUUUGUGUGUCCUGCUGCCCUCUUUUCUCCCAAGAUCACCAGUCCUGUUGGAUUAGGGCCCACUCAGAGGACCUCACUCUAACUUGAUUACCUCUGCAAAUAUCCCAUGUGCAAAGACAGCCACAUCCUGAGGUACCGGGGGAGAGGACCUGAGCAUAAUGAAUUGGGGGUGGGGGACCAGUUCAUCCCAUCACAACCCCAUUUCAUGGAAAAGGAAGCUGAGGCUGGAGGGGGUGGUUGCCAUGUUCCUCCCCAUCUUCCAGGGGUCCACAGCCCACUCCCUGCCCAGGGCUGGGCCAGGAGGGCUGAACACAGGCCUGGGGAGAUGGUGGGUCUCAGGCACUUAAGGCAGAGGGACUGUCUGGAGAGAAGCCCUGGCCUGGGAUCCUGGGGGAGCGAGGUAUGGCUCGGGACGAGAUGGGGAAGGGUUUUGUGGGGGCUUCCCGAGCUCGCCACGGUGGAGCUUGCAUGUUAGAAAGCUCUGUCAGCAGAGCGGUCUGUGAAGCUGGGACACAGCUGUGGGCAGCCGAGCGCUCUGCCUUCUGGAGCUUGUGUUCUCUUGGGCAAGAGAGAAAAUACAUGGCGAGUGACCUAAAGACAGCAUGACGAGGGCUGCAGCGGUGUCUGAGCCAGAAGUGGGGAGGGUGGCCUCUGCGUGCACGGCACCCACGUAGGGAGGGGCGCUCCUGCCUGGGGAGCAGUAAGCGCAGGGUACUGCGCUGGGGCUGGGCCGGGGCGGGAUGGCCGGGGCUGGGGUGGGUGCUCCCAAAGACCUGGGGAGAGCGCGGCAGGGUCGGCGCAGCACUGAGUUAAAAGGCCGCCUCGCUGAGCGCGGCGGGCCCGCGGGGCUGAAAGCUGAGAGAGUGGGCUGCCCAGGGACUGUGGCAGGCGCGGCUCCCAGAGACCCAGGAGAGGCGAGGACCACUUGCCUCGGGGGGUGGUGCCACUGUGGGGACCCGAGCUCCCGGGGCUCACGCCCACCCUCCUCCUUUCCCAGGGACCCCCAUGAUCUGCUUGGCUUCCCAUUCAGUCACUGCUCCCAGCUGCACAGCCUGGAAUUGACGCGCUGCGGGGCGGGCUGCCUGCUCGCCUCCAAAGAGGGGCUCUCCUCUGCCUGCCGUGCCGGCCCAGGGGGCCCAUGCUCAGCCGUCAGCUCAUCCCUUGGGCCAGGGAGUAGGCUGCUGUGGAAGGAAGAUGGGCUUGGGGGAGGUGGCUCUUCAGGCCGGCACCCAGAUCAGGUCUCCCUGUGGUCUGAAGCCCACAGGGCUGAGGUCUGGGAGGGAGAGCAAAGCCAACAGCCAGGCGGACAGCUCAGGGGGGAGCCGCCCGAAGUCUGUGGCUCUGUCACGAAUAGGCGAGGAGGGGCCAGAAGGAGAGAACCCGGCCUGUACGGAAGGUGCUGUGUGGGCACAGCCCCCGGGACUUCACUUGAACAAGCCAGCUGCCCUGGGGAAGAGGGGCCCUUGUUCCCACCGCCCUGCGCAGUGGACUUGGCCCCGCCCUUCUGGGGAAGUGUCCCUGCUCCAGCAGGUGGGGCCCACCCCAGGGCUUCAGCAGAGAGAAGUUCGCCUGGCCCACUGAGCCUCGUGGUUGACUGUGACCGGACUUGUGGCCACCGGGAAACUCCUACAGCCUCCCCAAGCCUGCAGCCUUCCCCCUCCCCUCCCUUCUAGGUCAGGGUGUCUCCUGUCGGAGCCUGGGGCAGGUACUAGGAAGGUCAGGCCGCAGUGGGCACGCCUCCCGACCCACAGCCCCACCUCCAGAAAGUGUGUGAAAGUGUGAGUCGCUCAGUCGUGUCCAACUCUUUGCAACCCCACGGGAUGUUGUAGCCCUCCAAGACUCCUCUGUCCAUGGGGUUCUCCAGGCAGGAGUACUGGAAUGGACUGCCAUUUCCUUCUGCAGGGGAUCUUCCCAAUCCAGGGAUCGAACCCGGGUCCCCUGCCUCGGAGGCAGUUUGUUUACCGUCUGAGCCACCAGGGAACGUCUCCUAUAAAUAGACACACGUGGGCGAGGCUGUGCUGUUUGUGACAGUAAGAGCCUGGGAAGGUCAGAGGUCAGCACGGGGGCCCCAUGAGGCCACGGGCAUGGGCACAGUCCUCUGAUGCAGCCUCGGGAGGUGACGGAGAGCCGGGUGCACAGCUGCCUGUGUCUCAAGAGCCCUGUGCGAGCCUCGGAAAGUCAAGACUCUCAGCGUUUCCUUACUCAUGCAGACAGAAACCAGCGGCUGCUCUGGGGGUGGGCGUGGCUCGGGGCCUCUGCGUCCCAGCCACACUACUGGCAUCCCCCGCCCACCCAGAAGUCCCAGCUCAGGUGGGAGGGGGUGUGGGGAUUUUCACCUCGGCUUCUGGUGGGCUCCGCCCCGUCUCUUCUCCGUGGGUUCUCCUGGGGGCAGAACCACACCUCUGGUGACUCGAGGUUUGGAAUGAACUGACGGAGUCGGGGCGACCUUUGUACCUUAGGGUCGCCCAGCUGCUGUGUCAAGUGACAAAAAAACCCGUGUAUCCAGAGGGGCCUGAGGUCAGGUUGUCACAGGCCCCGCGUGUGCCGAGCCCUGCUUGUGCCUGCAGCAGGGCAUCAGUCACGGGCUCUGACCCCUGACCCUUCGUGCCCACUUCCCAGACAGAAGCAGGCCAGCUGGGCCUGAGGCACUGGGCCUGGUCUGGGUCUCAGAACUCAAGGGGACAGGCAGAAGUCCUUAGGGACCCCUGGGGACCCUCAGAAGUGUGGCCCUAGGAAGCAGCGUCAGAGAGCGUGGUCUUGGAGCUGGGCAUGGAGGCGGAUGUGCGGGCAGGUGGCGCGGCAGAGGCCAGCAGGGUGGGAAGGCAGGCGCCCUGGGCCGAGGCGCUGCAGACAGGUCGGGCGUGACUCAGGGCCGGGGCCUGCCUCUGGACGUGCAGCUGGUGUCCAGGGUUCUGUAUGGAGUGUGGCCCCAGGCUUUUGGCUUCUCCCACAUUAGUUUUAGAAUUGCAAGAGCAAAACACGGGCAACUCAGUUAACAGAUCAGAAUCAUGUUAAGUAUGCCCUAGCCUGGGCUUGGACACAGAGCUGCCGAAUUGACUGUCUCACCACCUGGGUACCUUGGUAACCCAGGCAGCUGUUGGGCAAAUGAAUGGUAUCAGGUAGGAACCUGGCCUCCAAACCCAGCAGAUCCUGGAGGCUCAUCCUGUGGGCCCCCCUUGCCAAACGCCCGGAGAGGUCUGGUUGCUCAUGGAUGGUUCUGACAUAUCGGCAGGCCUUGCUGGGAGAAGCCCCUCGUCCUUGGGCCACACCCCCCAAGUGUAGCCUCACAGCCUCAUUUCCCACCCAUUCUGAACACCUGUCUCCCGUGUCCUCAUGGAGAGCUGCCUUGCUGGGACCUGGGCCUCCCAGAGCUGCCCUCUCGGCAAGAGCCCACAAAAUCCCAAAGCCUGCCCCUUGGAGCCAAAGGGACAGACCCAGGAGCCGGAAAUGAAUUUCAACCCAGGACGAAUUUAAACCCAGGAUGGCUGAGUGGGUUUGUCUGGUGAGCUGCACACAGAUCCUCACCACUAACAUGGCUAACUCCACAUCACGUUGUGAAACUAAUUCCCCAUCCUUCCUGUUUAGUUGCAAGUAAUCCCCCACCCUUUUUUUUUUUUUUAAUUGUUGGGCUCUUACAGUGAUCUUUUUCUGCUCGACCAUGACUUUGUAAAAACUCAGUGUGAUCGUGAAUGUGUUGCCCUGAUAAAAUGAAUCACUUUGAAACACGCCUGCAUGUGAGCUUUCUAAAGAUGAUGUAAAUUUUAGCUGUGGUGGAUGGGGAGGGGAGAAGGGUCAUCUGAAGUGGUUUUCUAGGACCGCCCACAAAACCAUUAAGCCUCCGGGAUAAAGGGAGAGGAAAGCGGAGACCCACGCCGAUUCCCCCCGGAGUCCGUCCCACAAGCCACAUUCCAGCUCUUUCCAAGGGAAGGAUAGAGCUUCCCAGGGAGCUGGCGCCCGGCUCCUCAGUCAGGACCCUUGUUCUGUCCCUGGUCAGUAACUUGAAUUUCUUCUUCUUUUUUUUUUUUCUCCUUUUUUUUUUCUCUCCUAA